Messenger RNA from Verticillium nonalfalfae, 840 nucleotides. RefSeq lists its product as uncharacterized. The transcript is spliced from 5 exons. The record is from RefSeq and is a predicted model, not a curated record. Bases 1 to 840 code for a protein of 279 amino acids. NCBI's taxonomy places the organism in Eukaryota, Fungi, Ascomycota, Sordariomycetes, Glomerellales, Plectosphaerellaceae.
AUGGCGAAUCAGCCGCAGACACGCAGCAGUCAACGGACCGUGCUGGCGUGUACCGACGCUCACGGCUCGGCGCUCGGCACCACGGUCCACUACACUGCGCGCAAAUUCAAGUGCAACGGCCAGAGCAAACACAGCAGCCGCGGAGAGCGCGUCCCAGUUGUCCACCUGCCGACCUUUGGGCAUGAGUUUGAGGCUUGCGUUCUCUCUGGCACCUGCAACAGGUCGUGGGCGGCGUUGUACUACGCCAUUCUGGCACACACACUGUAUCAUGUAGAAGGGAGUUCUCUUCUUGCUAACGAACUCCAGUCCUAUGCCGGAGUAAACCUGACACGCACUCUCCUGGAUAAGAGUGUCGAUCUGCUGUUCCAAGGCAAUUUCAUGUCCGAUCACAGAAUCACGUCUAUUCAGGCUAUUUGUCUCUUGUUGCAAGUGGCUCAUAAUUUUGACAAAUCCGACAUGGUCUGCAUACUCGUCUCUACAGCCAUACGCAUAUCUCAGUGCCUCAAUCUUCACGUACUCGGACAAGAAGCCCCAACCAUAGCAACAAGCAAUGGCACUGGACGAAAAAGGAGUGAUCAGGACCUUGUGGAGCGGGAAAUCCAGAAACGUAUCUGGUGGUUUCUCGUGCGAUACGACUGGUUGCAAAUUCCGUUUCAGAACCUUUGCCAGAUUCAUCCCACACAGUUCACCACGCCCAUGCCUCUGAACUGCUUUGACGAACCCGAACGCAUGAUACGGGAUGGGAUGGUCGUCACUCAGUCAGACCACGUGCCUACUUCGACGCGCUGGACAGUCACAAUGGACCAAGGUGCGUCAUAUUUCAUGACACCCAAUCUUUAG